AUGGCCGGCGUGCAGCAGGGCGAGAAGCAGCUCUUCGAGAAGUUCUGGAGAGGCACCUUCAAAGCCGUGGCCACGCCGCGACCCGAGAGCAUCAUCGUGGCCAGCAUCACCGCCCGCAAGCCGCUGCCCAGUGGGACGCUCGGCUGCCUGCCGUACCCUGCGGAGGACAGACGGCCCGAGAAGCUGAGCAGCUGCGUGGUCAGGGAGCCCGCCAGCACCAAUGGCUGUGCCAAGGGGAGGCACAGACGGGACCAUGCCCACCGCAGGUCACGCAGCCCUUCGUGCGAUGGGGAGCGGCCACUGCCGGCUCGGGGGAAGAAGAAGAAAAAGAAAUCUGGCCGCAAGAAGAGAAGGAGGUCUCCCUCCUACAGCCCUUCACCUGUGAAGAAGAAGAAGAAGAAAAGCUCCAAGAAACGAAAAAGAAACAGGUUGUCGUCGAAAAAGAGAAGGCACAGUUCUUCAAGCCCCAAAAGUAAGAGAAAGGAAGAAAGAAAACACAAAAAACACUCUCGUGGGCGCAGCCGGAAAUCCCAUCGGCAUCGCCGCUGCCACUCUCGCUCAGAGAGCUCCGACUCCCACUCCCCCAGCUGCCGGAGCAGGCACAGAGCCAGGUCUCGGGAGGAAGGGCGUAAAACACGGCGAAGACACUCCUGGCACCAUUCAAAGAUCUCGGCAAAGAGAAGCUCCUCUGCAGAGGUUCAGGCCAGUCAAAAAGCCAGCCAAACCCUCCCACUCUACAGCUUCCUGUCUUCUAAGGAAGUAAUCUCUCAGUCAGGGUCUUCUGCUGACCUCUUUACCAAAACAGACAGCCCGCCUGGCAACCUAGCCAGCCAGAAUGGAGAGUAUCAUGAAUAUGACUCAGGAAACGAUACUUCCUCCCCUCCCUCCACUCAAACGAGCUCAUCCAGGUCAAAGGACAGCCAGGAGAAAAGAAGUCUAGUCCAUGAUGGCUUUGGCCAUGCCUUCUCGUCCGGGAAGCCCAAACUGGCCAACAGCGAUAACAGCUCUGAUUCAGGAAAUUCCUUCACCAGUUGCUUUUCCCAGACCAAGGGAACAGCUUUGGAAAAUCUGUCUCCAGAUGCCCAGGGACAAGACCGAAGAGCGUGCCUACCCUCAUGUCUGGGCUCCUCGGAGGAGAAGAAGCGAGCCUUGCAGCCCUCGGCAGCGCGCAGCUCCCCACGCAGGCCUGGCUCCCGCAGCGCCUCCCGCAGCAGCACGGGCCGCUCCUCCCCCGGCUCCAGCCGCUCCCGCUCCUCGCACCACAGGGCCUCUCCCAGCUCCUCCCGAAGCAGGUCCUGCUCCUCGGGAAAGAGGUCUUCCUCACGUUCCCCCAGCUAUUCCUCCAAAUCCUGCAAAAAAAGUCCUGGGAGUAGAAGUUCAAGGCCUCGCCGGAGCCCCAGUUACUCCCGCUACAGCCGUAGCAGGGACCGCGAGCGGGAGCACAAGUACAGCUCCAGCGAGAAGGAGUCGCACCGGGACCGGCAGCGGCAGCGGCGGCGCCGCUCCUAUUCCCCCCUGAGGAAACGCCGGAGAGACUCUCCCAGCCACCUCGAAGCUCGGCGCAUCACAAGUGCCCGCAAACGCCCCAUCCCCUACUACCGUCCCAGCCCCUCCUCCUCCAGCAGCGCCGGCAGCUAUUCCUCCUGGUACAGCAGCUUCAGCCGCUCCCCGAGCCGCAGCCGCAGCUACUCCAGCUACCGGACGAGCCGGAGCCGAAGCUGGAGCAGCAGCCGGAGCUCGGGCCUCAGGAGCAGCCGCAGCAGGAGCAGGAGCUAUGACUCAGGAGCCAGCUCCGACAGCCUGCGUCGUUAGGGAGUGCCACUGCUGGCUGACACCGGGUGCCGGCGUCACCGCCACAUUCCUGGCAUUCUCCGCUUCCUUCCCACCUACCUGGCCAUCGAUAGCAAUCAUCCCCGAUACUGACGCGGUGGCAUUGCCGGGUCCCCCUUCCCCGGUUCGGAGUAAGAGCCCUGGAGCGCCUGGUGCAGCCCCUCCGCCCCAGCGCGGAGCGGGUGGGUCAGUCCCAGCUCCCCAGGCCAGGCUGGAAGAAGGGUCGGUGCUUUAGAAAGGGUCUGUCACGACAGACCUGCUCCAUCCUCCCCGAUGCUCCCAUCUCCCCAUUGCUACUGCUCUCCAAAGCACUACCAGCAGGUCCAAAGGAAAGAACUCUGCUCCUUGCUCUUCUGACAAACCAGGAACCAACAAUUUAACUUCUGCUGGAGAGACAGACCCAGUUGGGGAGGAGUUUGCUGGAAAGCUUCGGUGACAGGUGGGGGGAUGGCUGUCUCCACCAAGGCAAAUACCAGGUCCUUUGGGUCUCUCCUCCAGAGCUGCUGCCCACUCUGCAAAGAAAAUAUUUAUUUUUUGCCAGUCAGCCAGUCCCUGCUAUAAAUAGAAGGCUAGAAAUCCCUCCCAAUGUACUUCCUGGGGAAAAAAAUGGCUCUUUGCUCUUUCUCCUGCCCUUUCCUACCAGGUAGCAGUGUUGUUUUAUCCCCCCAGCACUGAAUUGCUUACAAACCCCCUGCUGAGGUCUGAAGCAGACCUGGGGCUGGUGGGGUACAAGGCAGAGGGGAGGUGGUGCUGUGCUGUGCACUGAGGGUCAGGCCAUGCAGGAGAGACAGGGGCCAUGGGCUUCUCCUCAUGGAGAACAGGUUGGGUUUAGGAUCUUCAGGGAGCAUUGCCCUUGGAGUGUGUUGCUGGUGGGACCAGAGGGAGGUGCAGUUGUGGGGUGCAGUCAGAACACACAGGGUUAAAAGGGCAUUGCAAGAGCCAGAGAACCCCAAUUCCCCUUCCUCAAAACAUGCAGCAGUUUGAGGCAGGAUUCCAGGCAAUCAUUCCUCCUUGAGCCCCUCUGGCUGCCCUGGGGCAGGGUCAGCAGCACAGUUGCAGGGCCAGUGCCGGGCUGCAGCAGGAUGCACUGGUGCCCCAGUUUGUUACUGGGAGGCUGGAGCAGUGCAGGGGGACAGGAAGGGCCCCCCACUAAUUGCCUGUUUUGCCAGGGAGCCACAGGCUGCCCUGGGCCCUGGGGUUUUGUCUCCCUGCCAGCCCAGCUGCCUGCGCAAUUACUGUGUUUUGCUGGGUAACAAAGGCUUCUCCCAGCACAGGCUGAACUGGUGCUGAGGAGUUUAUUUCUCUUACAACACCUGGGUGCUUAGAGACGCUAAUUUGGGCUUAAGAUUUCCCUCCCUCCCUUUUUCCAUCCCCUCCCCUUCCAUCCUGCAUGAUUAUUAACGAGUUUGGGCUUAAUGAGUCAAGGAGGUGUGUGUUGUUUAAGUGUUACAGAAAAGGGCUGAGUGCAGCCACCAUCUGCAGGAGGAGAGGGGCUAGAAGGGAAUGCAACCCACCCCCCAGCCCCCAUCUACAGAAUUACCUACAGGCCCCUGGCAGCUGGAAAAGGGACAAAGCAGCAAGGGGAGGAAGGCUGAGUGCCAGGAGCUGCUGUGGUGGAACUGGAUGAUCGCCUCAGCAAGCCUAUAAAUCUGUUAUCUGUAGGAAAGUACAGCAGCGCAGGCAGGGAUUCAAUCUGGGUGGUACAGGAGGAAGUUUUAUGUCAGGGACUCUUUCCCAGGAGCUUUCCUGGUGCUGGUCCCCCUUGUCCUGUGCCUUCAAUGGCCAAAGCUCCCCCUUUUCCCAGACCCUCAUCCCUCACCUUGCUUACUGCAGGCAAUGUGAGGAUGAGGGGGAUGAGGCAGAGAGCUGGGCAUUGGUGUGGUUGGUGGCUUAGUGGGAAUGGGUCCAUCUCUGGAAAGACUUUUCUAGGAUACAGAGAAGUGCUCCUGGUAGGGCUGAGCAAAUGCUCCAGGGAUCAAAGACAGGAUGCCACUACCUUCCCUCCUGUGCUGGCCCCAGCAGCAGCCCCUUGGCCACCUUCUGCAGCAAACUCCCUCUCAAAAGGGCUGAAAACCUCAUGCUUCUUCCCCAAAGAGUCUCUCCCAGUUCGAUGCUGAAAUGCCCCAUCCUUCUGCUCCCUGGGAAGAUCCAAAGGCAGUGAUGGGAACCCAGACCUCCCCAGCUCUACCAGUGUUUCAGGAGCAGCCUCCUGCCCCUUGGCACCCCGUAACGCACACGCGGAGCUGCAGCGAGCCCAAAGAGCCAAAACCAGGAAAGGAAAGAAGAGGGGCAACUGGUGUAAAUACCAAACUCACACUGACUGGAAUCCUUGUGGCUGGGAACAGAUUUUGGAAGCACCACACCAGGGUUGGCAGCAUCCACCCCGUGUGGGUCAGGAGAUGAUCCCAAGGGUUGUGUGGGGCAGCUCCUGCACUCAUCCAGCUGAUCCCUCCAUCAAGGACUGCCUCUGCCUGCACAGUCCGUGGCAGCUAAAUGCUCCUGGGGUUUCCCAAGCAGACUUGCAAUGGAGUAAACCUCUCAAAUUUAUUUAUUUAUUUAUUUAUUUAUUUAUUUAAUAUUAUUGUUAUUCUAUUUUUAAUUGUAUGUCAGAAUGGACCAGUAUUUAUUUAUCCUAUUUUAUCUUUUUUUUCUAACGUUAAGUUAUUUUUGGAUCUGUUUGUUUGUUCAAAUGUAUCCAUGCCGCCGGUCUCGUGUAAAGGUUUACAGCUGUGGCCCCUCUCAGUGAGGUGGCCGGAGGAGUGACAGUCACUCCUGCUGCCACCGUGUCCCUGUGCGCUCUCACGGGACGGACGAAGGAACGCAGGGCAGAGCUGCGUGUUUUCACGUUGGAAUCUCGGGUUUCUCAUUAGAUUUGUGCAGGAAUGCGAUGGGUGUGACCACAGAAACGGGUCUAGGACGUGUCGGAGGUGACGGCGAGGGUCUGCCGGCCGGCCGAGCCGGGGUGUUGGUGGUGCCACCAGCGAAGUGUCGCCUGCGCGGGCGCCGGCCGGGUGCCAGCUGGCCCCGCGCUGUUUGCCUUGGCUCCGCCGCCUGCGCUCAGCCCGAAACCCGCCUGCUCCGCGCAGCCACCGCCGCUUUCCCUGGGAGGAUGCCGUCGCCAGGACUCCCCUGCCGUGUUUAUCCCUGCGCGCUGACCCACCCAUGGGAAAA
Molecule: messenger RNA, 5001 nt
Organism: Serinus canaria (Common canary)
Lineage: Eukaryota; Metazoa; Chordata; Aves; Passeriformes; Fringillidae
Gene: SRRM4
Product: serine/arginine repetitive matrix 4
Exons: 13
Coding region: 1-1812 (603 amino acids)
Biological process (GO): neuron maturation; regulation of RNA splicing; mRNA processing
Cellular component (GO): nucleus
Molecular function (GO): mRNA binding
Source: RefSeq, a predicted model, not a curated record